CUUCAGAUUCAGAUCAGCUGUGACGCUCGAUCGCAUUGUGAACUUCCGUUCGCUUUGCUUGUGCCAGUUCUCGUUUGAAAAACCACUGCAUUUCUACGAAGUUGCCACUCCAAAGUACUACAUCAUGGUGCGCCUGAUGCUGUACCCGCUCUUCAGCGACGUGGAAGACCUGUUCUCUCCUCUCAAUGUUAUGGACCAGCUGAGCGACGCGAUGCGGUCCGCUGUGCGUCAGGCGGACAGGAAAACGAAGCCGAUGACUUCGGAUCGCAGUUCGAGCUGCUUUUGUCUCCACGGCUCCGCGCGCUCCGGCAGCCCUCGGAAGCGUGCACUGAACCUCGGUGAAGAGGACACGCGAAGCGACUCGCCAGACGACUCCAAGUUCGUUGUCAACUGCAACGUCCGCGGCUACAAUCCCGAAGAGAUAUCCGUCAAGGCGGUCGACGACUGCAUCGAGGUGAGCGCGAAUCACGAGGAAGAAAGCGAGGAUGGCUACGUGAAGCGCCAGUUCACCCGGCGGUUCACCCUGCCCGAAGGAGUGAAAGCCGAGACCGUCACCUGCGCCCUGUCGUCGUCCGGCGUGCUGGCCAUCGAAGCGCCCAAGCCGGAGCCUCCCAGCAAGAAGCCGAGGACGAUUCCGAUCGCAGUCGAGUCGUCGAAGCCGAUCGCGGCGCCGGCCGAUCAUAAGGAUCAGGCUGAAAAACCGGAAGAAGGCACCACCGAAGCUGCACCGGCGUCGUGAUCGAAGCUAGAGAACAUUCCUGCGUUUUGUAUAUUGUUGUCAUCCUUAGGAUCAUGUCUUUCCGUUCGUAAAGUGCGUUCAGUACAUUCCACAACUCCACCAUAACGUAUCUUGCGAAGUAAAAUAAACGGGUAUUUUAUCCCAAAUU
Messenger RNA from Dermacentor silvarum, 887 nucleotides. Its product is annotated as alpha-crystallin A chain. NCBI's taxonomy places the organism in Eukaryota, Metazoa, Arthropoda, Arachnida, Ixodida, Ixodidae. The record is from RefSeq and is a predicted model, not a curated record. Gene Ontology annotation, biological process: response to heat; protein refolding. The transcript has a single exon. Gene Ontology annotation, molecular function: protein folding chaperone. Bases 125 to 739 code for a protein of 204 amino acids.